AUGGGUGGUUGGAAUGAUGGAGUUUGGAAGUGGGGCGAUUUAGGAAUAUCGGAGGGGGAGGUUUUAGAGGCAGGUUUGUUAGCUCUGUACACGGAUUUGAGGGUUCUUUUAGAGACUUUUGAGGGAAUGGAUGAGGGGAAGGAUUCCGCGAUUUGGUCUCUUGAUGAAGAGAAGGGUUUUACGGUUGCUUCAUGUUAUUCUCGAUAUGCUUCUUUGCGUAUUUCGUUUGGUCCGCCAAAUAGAUGUGAUGAGGCUUUGGAAUUGUUGUGGAAGAUGGAGGUUCCUUUUAAGAUUAAAGUUUUCGAUUGGAGACUUUUUAUGAAUAGACUUCCGACUAAAGAUCUUUUGAUGCAUAGAGGUAUUAACUUUACUUCUUCUAAUUUAAAUUGUGUGUUUUGUGAUAUGCAUUUGAAAGAGAUGGACCAUGUUUUCUUUAAGUGCAAUGUGAUUAAAAUUGUUUGGAAAGAAAUUGCUUCGUGGGUGGAUUUUAUGGGUUGGAAGGAGGAAGGGUGUAUUCCGUUUUUUAUGGAAUGGCAUACUUUGAGUCGUGCCAAAAGAGUUAAGAUUGGCAAAUUGGGGGUGUUAUGA
Molecule: messenger RNA, 588 nt
Organism: Vicia villosa (hairy vetch)
Lineage: Eukaryota; Viridiplantae; Streptophyta; Magnoliopsida; Fabales; Fabaceae
Exons: 1
Coding region: 1-588 (195 amino acids)
Source: RefSeq, a predicted model, not a curated record